AAAAAACCACUUCCGGGUCAAAGCUAACAAAUCCGAGCCAGAUCCGAUCUGAUCUCUGACAGCUCUGAAGUUGGGAUUUCAUUUGCUCAACACGUCUGUGAUUAAAGAAAUCUCGAGAAACUGAUCUCCCGCAGACCGAAGAGAUAACAUGGCUACUACCAUCAGCACCCAGCGGGGACAGGUGUACAUUGGGGAGCUUCCCCAGGACUUCCUGCGGAUCACCCCCACCCAACAGCAGCAGCAGGUGCAGCUGGAUGCGCAGGCGGCCCGCCAGCUGCAGUACGGAGGCUCCAUGGCAACUGUGGGGCGACUCAGCAUCACAGUGGUGCAGGCGAAGCUGGCUAAGAACUACGGGAUGACCCGGAUGGAUCCGUACUGUCGGGUCCGGCUGGGCUACGCAGUGUACGAGACCCCCACUGCUCACAAUGGAGCCAAGAACCCUCGCUGGAACAAGGUGAUCCAGUGCACCGUGCCCCCGGGGGUGGACUCCUUCUACCUGGAGAUCUUUGAUGAGAGAGCAUUCUCCAUGGACGACCGGAUAGCAUGGACUCAUGUCACCAUCCCUGACAGCCUGCGGGGGGGCAGCGUGGUGGACGAGUGGUUCACCCUCAGCGGUCGGCAAGGCGACGACAAAGAGGGCAUGAUCAACCUGGUGAUGUCUUUCGCUUCCUUACCUGCAGGUAUGGUGACCCAGCCCGUCGUCCUGAUGCCCUCUGUGUACCAGCAGGGGGUGGGAUACGUGCCCAUUGCAGGAGUGCCUGCAGUCUACAACCAGGGCAUGGUGCCGAUGGGGAUGCCCGCAGCCGUGCCCGCUGUGGGGGGCCCGGGGCCGGUGUGCAGCGAGGAGGACCUAAAGGCUCUGCAGGACAUGUUCCCUAACCUGGACCCCGAGGUGGUCCGCACCGUGCUGGACGCCCAGCAGGGUAACAAGGACGCUGCUAUCAACUCGCUGCUGCAGAUGGCCGAGGAGCUCUAACUGCAGACCAUGGCUCACAGCGGACAUACACACACACACAAACACACACACACACACACUUGCACGCACACGCCCACUGCAGCCACAGAGAUGUUUCCUGUCCCUCUAUUGAUUCCUGCGCUACGAUGAGAGGAUGCUUAAGGUUUGUAUCGGUGUGUGUCCUUCCUGCUCAGCGUUUGAUUUGCACUGUCUGAGCUGUAGUGAGUCCUGUCGUUAAUAUGAUGAGUCCCCCAGGUCUGUAGAGCCCUGCAGAGGACUUCUGUUGUUUUACAUGUCGCUGUACAGUGUUUAAUGCAGAGCUCAACAUCUGGUAAAUUAUUAUGGAUGUAUAAAUUAUAUAGAAUAUAUGGUGAUGAGUCAACGAAGAAACGCCCUGAGGCAAUGCCAUGAGUCAUGUUUCAUAGUGACCCAAUCAAUCCUCUGCAAAGUUUUGAUGCCACCAAUUUACCAAUCAGUGCGGUCAGGAUGUGGAAACAGUUUUUAAAGUAAUAUCCGGUGUGUGUAUAUAUAUAUGAGAGUUUUGAUAAAAACACAGUAAGCUGUGAUGAACAUUGUCUGGAGAGAUUUGCUCUAACUUUUAAAGAGAUAAGUAUUCACCGCUGUAUGAGUGCCCCCUGAGUCGUGAGGCUGGGGACCCCACUGCAGGUUCAUCCCCAUAUGACUAAACUAUUUAGUAUACCUGAAAAAUAUUUAGUAGGUCAGACACAGAAUGCCAAAAAUACCACACCUUCUGACUGUUCACUGGAUAGAAGAUAUGAGAGCAAGAGGGUCAAUAUGUUCCCGCAGUAUGUAGUGAAAUAAAGUUGAUCUAUUGUUUAUGGUGACCCCCCCACCAUCAGAUUAAAGCUUGUACAUGAGGACCAAGCAGCUUCAUACCCACAGUGUGAUGUGAGCUUCAAACACUUCCUGAUUCCCACAGCUCAGCUCUGUCCUGCAGCUUUCCUCCCACCUGUGCGCCGAGUCUGCCGCUGCCUGCCAAAGGUUCAUGAGAGAGAUGUCAUCUGAUGGACUUUACUGUCACUCAUUAUUACUUCACUAUGUCUGUGAUUCUGUUCUUUCAGCAUCUGGAAAUCCUUGCAGUUUAAUUUAUUAAAUUGAUUAUUAGAAUCUUUUGUCAUUUAUCGUCAUAAACCGCAGGUGUUUAAAUCUUCAUGUGACUGAAAUAGCUUUAGGAAGAGUGGUUUUAGGGGGGUUCAGAAGAAAGCACAGCUACAGUCAGCUCCAUACAGGAAGCAGAAUGAUUAUCUUUGUUAAAACAAGAAAAAUAUGCUCAUAAAAAAUAGUUCACAGUAACAACUCAUUGUCAUGUUCAUGUACGCAGCACGGUGUCCUGUAUCAAUAUACCUGCAGGUGUAAUAAACCUCAUCCCACCUCUG
Molecule: messenger RNA, 2352 nt
Organism: Eleginops maclovinus (Patagonian blennie)
Lineage: Eukaryota; Metazoa; Chordata; Actinopteri; Perciformes; Eleginopidae
Gene: tollip
Product: toll interacting protein
Exons: 6
Coding region: 149-976 (275 amino acids)
Biological process (GO): ubiquitin-dependent protein catabolic process
Cellular component (GO): cytoplasm
Molecular function (GO): ubiquitin conjugating enzyme binding; ubiquitin binding
Source: RefSeq, a predicted model, not a curated record